CACGUUGUUUUUUUUUACGUCUGCGACGUAAGUAAGUCACGACGGUCUGUCUGUUGCAUCAAACAGCGAACGGCUCGGUUUUGCCUGACCUGAAAUAUGCCACAUUCACACAGGAUCGACAUGUGUCACCAAACUAGAAAUGGCAAUCUUCCCGCAGCCUGACUGAGUUUGCUAGCCAGCCACUUGGCUACCUCCUAGCCCAGGUUAGCUGAGUGCAGUCGGCGCAUCACGAACCAACAAGCAGCUACCGAGAGAAGAUGGCGGAGUACUCGCCUGUCCUGCCGAUGAGGGAUGGUGGAGCGAGGUUUGGUAUCGGACAGCCCAUCUUUCCCCGGUCCCGGUCCGGUUCAGAAUCCGACAGUGAACUGUCACAGAGUCUGGCCCGAACCAAGAUCCGGUCUUACGGGAGUACGGCUAGCGUCGCGGCUUCUCUCGGCGAGAAAUACAUAGAGCAUCGGGUCACAGACAGCGACACUCUGCAGGGCAUAGCCCUCAAAUACGAAGUAACGAUGGAGCAGAUCAAGAGGACUAACAAGAUGUUCAGUAACGACUGUAUCUUCCUGCGUAACACCCUCAACAUCCCUGUGGUCUCAGAGAAGACCUCUCCCUUCAACGGCCUGUCUCUAGAGUCCCCCGACGGAGAUCCCCAGGACCAGGACUUCAACCCCCUUUGUGUGGGGCAGGACAGGGACACUGAGGAGGACCCCUCACCACCUCUGGCCCCUGGAGAUAAGGACAGUAGUAGUUAUAAACGGCCCCAGCCGGAAGAGCUGUCGGCUCAAGACUUCCUGCACAGACUGGACUUGCAGAUUAAACAGUCAAAGCAGGCAGCGCACUGAGCUCAAAGAAGAGGAAGUGAGGUAAGAGUUGGAAUACGCCAAUGUGGUGAUGGCCAGUCACAUGGGUUUCGUCCAAAAUGGCACCUCAGUCCAUAUUUAGUACA
Messenger RNA from Oncorhynchus masou masou (cherry salmon), 943 nucleotides. Its product is annotated as lysM and putative peptidoglycan-binding domain-containing protein 2-like. Bases 258 to 839 code for a protein of 193 amino acids. The record is from RefSeq and is a predicted model, not a curated record. Lineage: Eukaryota; Metazoa; Chordata; Actinopteri; Salmoniformes; Salmonidae. The transcript has 2 exons.